AUGAAUAUUAGGAAAAAGAUUGAUGACAUAAGAAGUCUGAGAUUAAUAACUGCUGUGAAAACUCCAUACCUACCAAAUGGCGAAUUCGACCUCGAAGCAUAUGAUAAUUUGGUGAAUAUACAAAUAGAAAAUGGUGUUGAAGGAAUUCUUGUUGCUGGAACAACUGGUGAAGGCCAACUAAUGAGCAUAAAUGAUAAAGUAAUGCUAAUUGCUCACACAGUCAACUCAUUUGGUGAUAAAGUAAAAGUCAUUGGUAAUGCAGGAAGCAACUCAACAUCACAAGCAAUUACUAUAACUGAGCAUGGUUUUGCUGUUGGAAUGGAUGCAGCACUUCAUAUAAACCCUUACUAUGGAAAAACCUCAAUGAAAGGUUUGGUUGCACAUUACAAUAGUUUGCUUUCUAUAGGACCUGUUAUUAUAUACAAUAUACCUUCAAGAACUGCUCAAGAUAUUCCUCCUAGUGUGGUUGAAAUAUUGGCUGAAAACCCUAAUUUUGUUGGUGUGAAAGAGUGUGUGGGAAAUGAGAGGGUGAAAAUGUAUACUGAUAAAGGGAUUGUUGUGUGGACAGCAAAUGAUGAAGAAAGUCAUGAGGAUAGAUGGGAAUAUGGUGCUGUUGGGAACAUGUCUGUUGCUAGUAAUUUGAUUCCUGGUUUAAUGGUGAAGCUUAUGGUUGAUGGAAAUGAUCAUUUGUUGAAUUUGAAGCUUAUGCCUUUGUUUGAUUGGCUUUGUUUAGAGCCAUGUCCAAUUGCUUUGAACACUGCUCUUGCUCAACUUGGUGUUAUUAAGCCAGUUUUUAGGCUACCAAGUGUGCCUUUGAGUUGGGAGAGAAGGGUUGAGUUUGUGGAAUUGGUGAAGGAAAUUGGAAGAGAGCAUUUUGUGGGAGAAAAUAAUGUUGAAGUUCUUGAUGACCAGGACUUUAUCAUAGUUGAUCGUUAUUAG
Messenger RNA from Vicia faba (fava bean), 939 nucleotides. NCBI's taxonomy places the organism in Eukaryota, Viridiplantae, Streptophyta, Magnoliopsida, Fabales, Fabaceae. The record is from the annotation of a GenBank genome assembly.